Ceratina calcarata is the source of this 654-nucleotide messenger RNA. RefSeq lists its product as uncharacterized. The transcript is spliced from 2 exons. The record is from RefSeq and is a predicted model, not a curated record. NCBI's taxonomy places the organism in Eukaryota, Metazoa, Arthropoda, Insecta, Hymenoptera, Apidae. Bases 198 to 563 code for a protein of 121 amino acids.
GACAGUGAUUAUAUAUAAAUGAGAAUUAAAUACUGAUUAAAUAAAAAUGAUAAUAAUCGGUCGUUGAAAAGUUUUCCUCGUUCGUCAUCAUACAUUUUAUCAAAAUCUACAGGUGUUCUAUAAUCAAAUCUAUUUCUUUGUUCGAUAGGUAUCUUUGCUCACAUUGUCAGAGGUUUCCGCAACUCACCAGGUGGUUAAUGAAACCCGACCCUGGUAAAGUAAAGCCCCUCAUAUUCGCUAAACGGGAGUUUCCGCACCACCGAUGGGAACCUCUGUUCAUAGGUACCAAAACCGACCCUUUUUACGCCGAAGAAAUGUCCUGGGAGGGGAAGCAGGACAAAAUGAGUCAGAUGUUCGAGAUGUGUCUCUUGAACUAUCGGCUGAUAAUUCUAGAUGGUGCCUUUCUAGUCCACACGCCCGGUAUAAAACGUAAGGCAGUGAAAACCGAUAGGAGAAGACAAGAUUUUUUCAAGAUUCACGAGAAGAAAAACGCUCGGAUUUAUCAGCGUACAAUAAAGCAAUUAUUGAAACGGUAUCCUGCCAACCGCAGAUGCGCUCCGUAAUAUUUUUUCACCGUGCGUGUAUCGGAAUCGUUGUUACUAUCAUGUAAUUUUAUUUUUGAUUGUUCAAUCGAAUAAAUCGUAUACAAUUUUU